ACCAACCUAAUUCCAAAAGCUCGCCGACUCCAACAAUUUCAGAUCAAAAUUUGUAAGCUUAAUAGGGCUGUGUCGUGUUUAAUUCAAUCACCAAGAACAACAAUGGCGAAAAACAUUCUCGGCCGUCUCCUUUCAUCAUCCUUAUCCAACAUUCCGAUCAAAUCCUCCGACUCAGUCACAACUCGCUCGCCAUCAUACAUCUUACUGAGCCGAGUCACGAUGAGUUCCUCAUCCCAAAAGCAACCGCAAUCUGAUCAAAUCCCUAACAAGAAAAACGGCGACAAAAAUGAACCGAAGAACAAACAGAAUCCUAAAGAUACUGAAGAAUUCGGUGGACCUAAAGGACCUGAGCCAACUCGUUACGGCGAUUGGGAGCGGAAUGGCCGCUGCUCUGAUUUCUGAUUUUUCUCACUGUAUGUUUUAAUAUUAAUUUAAUUCACUGUUGUGAGUCCGUUAUAGAAUUAUUAUUAAUCGUUGCUUUUUCAAUUAUUAUGAAUCUUGCUGUAUUGUAAAAUAUAUUAAAAGUUUUAUCAAAUUAAAUAAUUAAUGUGACGAGUACAAUUACGGUA
Messenger RNA from Mercurialis annua (annual mercury), 569 nucleotides. RefSeq lists its product as uncharacterized. Gene Ontology annotation, biological process: mitochondrial respiratory chain complex II assembly. The record is from RefSeq and is a predicted model, not a curated record. The transcript has a single exon. The coding region runs from base 103 to 402 and encodes 99 amino acids. Gene Ontology annotation, cellular component: mitochondrion. NCBI's taxonomy places the organism in Eukaryota, Viridiplantae, Streptophyta, Magnoliopsida, Malpighiales, Euphorbiaceae.